Messenger RNA from Centruroides sculpturatus (bark scorpion), 1272 nucleotides. RefSeq names its product dynein light chain 4, axonemal-like. The transcript is spliced from 3 exons. Bases 553 to 867 code for a protein of 104 amino acids. Gene Ontology annotation, molecular function: dynein intermediate chain binding; dynein light intermediate chain binding. Gene Ontology annotation, cellular component: dynein complex. NCBI's taxonomy places the organism in Eukaryota, Metazoa, Arthropoda, Arachnida, Scorpiones, Buthidae. The record is from RefSeq and is a predicted model, not a curated record. Gene Ontology annotation, biological process: microtubule-based process.
UAGAAAAUACAAGGGAAGCGAUGCAUCCACCGCUUCUUAUGACGUCACGCCACUGGAUUUAACUUUUAACUGGUUUCAUCACAAAAUGAUUAUUGAUGACAAUGUGUGAAAUUCCAUUUAAUCCAUGCAAGGUGUGAUUACCAGAGCCCCUUCGGCCGCCAAUUUAAAGCGUUUUAAACUUUAAAAUUGGCGUUUCCACUUCCCGGAACGAGGACCCAGGGGUUGGAUUUGUAGGAAGCGAGUGUUGGAGUUGUUUCAUUGUGUCGAAUUACACAGAACGAGGCGCCUUGACGUGUAACUUCGGCCGCAACUCGCUAAUAAAAAUAUAUAAUUAAGAUUCAGAGAAAUACAGAUCCUAACUCUAUGCAGAGAUGUUACAAUUUUUAAAGUUUACUUUUAAUAUUAAAAUUCUGUGUAAGAAACGAAUUGUAGUGUAAAAUUAAAAUAAAUAAAUAUAUAUUAUUAUUAAUUUUUCACGUCGAAUUAAAUUACAUAUUUUGAAAGUUGUACAUUUUGUUCGAAGAUUAGAGAGGGCGUUGGAUUUUGAUUACGAUGGAGGAGCAGGAAGGAAAGAAAGAGGUUGAGAUUACGAAACAAUUGUUUACAUAUCCUCUUGUUAAACAAUCAGAUAUGGAAGAAGACAUGCAAUCAGAAGCACUGGAUUUGUGUGUUACAGCAUGUGAGAAGUACACCAAUAAUGAGGCAGCUGCAAAAUUAAUAAAAGAAUCAAUGGAUAAAAAAUAUGGCCCAUCUUGGCAUGCUGUAGUUGGUAAAAACUUUGGAAUGGAAUUAACUUACAAAUUGCAAACACUCUUAUAUAUGUUUACUGGUGGAACAACAGCUGUGUGUUUAUGGAAGUGUCCGUAAUUAUACAAAACAGUAUUAUUUAUUUUAACUAAAACUAAUUCAAAAUUUAGUUUUAUUUUAAACUUGAUUUGAUACAAAUACUUGAAGUAUUUUAUUACCAGGUUUAAAAUUGGAUUUAAUCCAAAAUUAUUUGUUUAUUAUAUAUACUACAGUAAUGUUAUUAAAGAAAAAUCCAUCCAAAUAUUAACACUAAAGUUGUGAUUUUUGGUAGUUUGCUCAAUAUUUUAUUAUAUAAAAUCUUUGAAUGUAACUACAAUAUUGUUUACAUAACUUAUUUGAAUGCUAUGCAAAUCUAUUUUCUUUAUAUUUUUUUAAACUUUAAUAACUGUGAUAUUUAUUAAAAACAUUCCAAAUAUUACCGUAAAUUAUAUAUAUAUAUACAUCCUUGUGUAUGAACAUGUUAUU